Molecule: messenger RNA, 1772 nt
Organism: Lingula anatina
Lineage: Eukaryota; Metazoa; Brachiopoda; Lingulata; Lingulida; Lingulidae
Biological process (GO): signal transduction
Cellular component (GO): cell surface
Source: RefSeq, a predicted model, not a curated record
AUGGAUCAGUCAUCAACGUAACGUCAGUCACAUGCGAUUUCUGUCCAGAAGGUAGUUUCCAUAAUCUGACCAAUUCAAGGUGCCAACCCUGUGCCAUUGGUCAGUAUCAGCCGGAAAAAGGCCAGUUGCAGUGCGUGCAGUGUCCACCGUGGAAGUCCACUUUUACCGAAGGAACCACAGACGUUGACGGGUGCCACUAUACUGAGGCUACGAUGAAGAUGGCCAUGCUGCUCCAGUACGGGAUACAACACUGCCCCGAAGAAGACAAUUCCACCGCCUUUAAAUACAUCAAGGACCAAUUUGUACAAUUAAUGGGCAAUUAUAGUUUUCAUUGUCCUGAUAAUGAGUGUGGCUACGAGGUGAAGUCAGUUAACUGCACAAGUCUUAACCAAAAAAAUGUACUUAAGAUACAUUUUUAUAUUUUAACUCAACUCGGCGCCAACUCUUCACCGAACGAGACGGCGGCGAGAAUGGCAGCGACUCUAACGUUGACAAGAAUCCGUACAAAUUUGACAAAUUCACUUGAAGAUAAACUGACUUUGAUAGGUAAAGUCCACGGCUUAAGCCAACUAACAGAGGGGAAAAUCGUUGUUCAUUACAACAUUACCGAACCAGAGUGCCCCGCCGGAACAGUACUAAAUACAACAGGAUGGGCAUGUGAACCUUGUGACCGAGGCCACUACUUUAAUGUGACGUCAUUGCGAUGUGACGUAUGUUUUCGUGGGUCAUACCAAGACAGUCGCGGCCAAACAAUCUGUCACAAUUGUCCAUCAGGAACGUCAACCUCCCAUACUGGGGCAAUUAACUUCAGAGAGUGUAUCCAUGAGAACGCCAUUACUUCUACUACAGAUCUGACCACGACGCGAGAAAUGUUGACGUCCAGUCCUUCUGCCGUUUCAUCCAUCGGAAGUACCCAAUAUCAAUCCACCCCUGCUGAAGACGGUACAACUUCCGUAAUUUCACCUUCCACUGGGAAAAGUAGUACCGCUGUGACCAAUUUGACGAGUACAAACCCCCCCGGCAGGACCUCAGCGGCCAGUAUUCCGUGUGUAUCUAUGCCAGGUACGACUGCAUGCAAUUCCAGUGGUGUGCAGACGACCCCAGAUCCAAAUAUCCAUCUUAUUGGGCUGAUGAACGCCAUUGUGGUCCACUUUAAAAUCGAAACAUCUACCCAGGACCCAUCUGGUAAAAUUGCUUUGUUCAAAAUUUACGCAGUUGCUGUGUGCAGGUCAUAUUGCAGGAAUCACGACUGCGAGAGAUUUAGGUUACGACCAAGGCGGGCGUUGCCAUCUUCGUUCUAUUCAAGUGACGUGCACGUUCUUCCCCAGUUUCAGCAACUAAACGGCAGCAACGUCACGCUUGCGUUUUACGUCACUUACCCCCAAAGUGAUUCGGUCAUGAAUGGGACUCUGCUGCUGAGUAUUUUUACAGCUGAACAUUCAGAAUCGCAAAGGCAUAUUGCCAACAUUACCAUCUUAGACGCUAGUCCGUGCUAUUGCUCAAACGACUCUAUAAUCUCUAAAGUAUUGACGUCAACAGAAACUCCAGUCCAGUCCAGUAUUCCCGCUAUGGUCGUGGCUGUGACUGUUCCAAUAAUUGUGGUGAUUGCAAUCAUAGGGAUCUUCAUCUUUUUAAAAAAGUAUGCUUUUUUUCCGUUUCGACCACGGAAUGCCUUGUCCUUUCUUAUAUUAAACUAUAGUUUAAGGAAAUAUAACUGUAAUGAGAUUCGCAAAGGGGCCAUUGGUUUCAAGUAUAGGAUCUUGAAAGAAUGA